AUGUCCCUCCCGGACUUUUGGGUACAUCGAUUGAUAGCGACGACUACACCAUCACCGGUGCCGUCAUGCUCCAGCGCUUCGUCGGAUGACAUCUCAAAGCUAUCGGAUGGACCUCCGCUUCUGAAACCCGAGGCGAUGAAGCCGAUGACGGAUUUUGGAGCCCUACAAUUGCUUCAGAUGCAAUUGAUGUGGCAGCCGCAGAUAAUGCAAAAUUUUUUGGCUAUGAUCCAAGCUGAUCAGGAGCAACGGCGGCACGAACAGAUGAAGAAACUCAAGGAAAUCACCACCAACAAUGUUGUGAAUUCUCGGAAAAGGCCACCAUCGGUGGCCAGCGAGGGAAAGAAAACAAAGCAGCGAAAACUUGGAGAUGACACAGUGAACGCCUCGCCUGUCAGUGGAAUGUUCAUAAAGGACGAGUCAGCCGUUCCGCCAGCAGAGGAACUUCAAAAGGACGCGGACUCACUGGACGAGACAGCCGCCUAUGUAGAGGUGUCUGAAGGAGAGCCGGAAGAAGAUUGA
Messenger RNA from Ostertagia ostertagi, 519 nucleotides. The record is from the annotation of a GenBank genome assembly. NCBI's taxonomy places the organism in Eukaryota, Metazoa, Nematoda, Chromadorea, Rhabditida, Trichostrongylidae.